GCAACCGGCUUUAGUGUGAUUGCAGCGCGGUGCUCGCUGGUGUCCAGCAGGUGGCGCUGUGUGGCGCCGCUGCAGCGCGGAGCUCCGGGAGACUCUCACACUCGGGCGCUGAUUCUCUCUGGUACUCGCCUGAUCCCGAGUCCGGCGCUUCUCGUUUUUCUCGCCACAGUAUAACCGAGUAAUGGACUCGGACGAGGGGUACAACUAUGAGUUUGACGACGAGGAAGAGGAGUGUAGCGAGGACAGCGGCGAGGAGGAGGCCGACGACACGCUGGAUCUGGGAGAGGUGGAGCUGGUGGAGCCGGUGGUGGCCGGAGGAGACCGGGGCGAGUGUGGGGAGAACGGCGGCGGCAGCGGCGGAGGCGGCGGCCUGGGGGGCCUCGGGGCCGGGCAGGAUGAGGAGGAUUACCGGUUCGAGGUGUUAACCACGGAGCAGAUCCUCCAGCAUAUGGUGGAGUGCAUACGGGAGGUCAACGAGGUGAUCCAGAACCCAGCAACUAUAACCAGAAUACUCCUCAGUCAUUUCAACUGGGACAAAGAAAAGCUUAUGGAAAGGUAUUUUGAUGGAAAUCUCGACAAGUUGUUCUCAGAGUGCCAUGUUAUUAACCCCAGCAAAAAGGCGAGGACGCGACCCAUGAGUACACGCUCCUCCAAUCAGGACAUGCACUGCCAGAUUUGCUAUCUCAACUUCCCAAACUCGUAUUUUACAGGUUUGGAAUGUGGGCACAAGUUCUGCAUGCAGUGCUGGGGGGACUACCUGACUACCAAAAUUAUUGAGGAGGGGAUGGGGCAGACAAUCUCAUGUCCUGCUCACAACUGUGAUAUUUUGGUAGAUGACAACACUGUAAUGCGGCUGAUCACUGAUUCAAAAGUGAAGUUAAAGUACCAACAUCUAAUCACUAACAGUUUUGUAGAGUGUAAUAGACUUUUAAAAUGGUGUCCAGCCCCUGACUGCCAUCAUGUGGUUAAGGUCCAGUAUCCAGAUGCCAAACCAGUGCGCUGUAAAUGCGGGAGACAGUUCUGCUUCAAUUGUGGAGAAAACUGGCAUGACCCUGUGAAAUGUAAAUGGUUGAGAAAGUGGAUUAAGAAAUGUGAUGACGACAGUGAAACCUCUAAUUGGAUUGCAGCAAAUACCAAGGAGUGUCCCAAAUGUCAUGUGACGAUUGAGAAGGACGGCGGCUGUAACCACAUGGUGUGCCGUAACCAGAACUGUAAGGCUGAGUUCUGCUGGGUUUGUCUCGGGCCGUGGGAGCCGCACGGCUCGGCCUGGUACAACUGCAAUCGCUACAAUGAAGACGAUGCAAAGGCUGCCAGAGACGCCCAGGAGCGGUCCCGCGCAGCGCUCCAGCGCUAUCUCUUCUACUGCAACCGCUACAUGAACCACAUGCAGAGCCUGCGCUUUGAGCACAAGCUGUACGCGCAGGUCAAGCAGAAGAUGGAGGAGAUGCAGCAGCACAACAUGUCGUGGAUCGAAGUGCAGUUUCUGAAGAAGGCCGUGGACGUGCUGUGCCAGUGUCGCUCCACGCUCAUGUUCACCUACGUCUUUGCUUUCUACCUCAAGAAGAACAACCAGUCCAUCAUCUUUGAGAACAAUCAGGCUGACCUGGAGAAUGCCACAGAAGUGCUGUCUGGAUAUCUGGAACGAGACAUCUCCCAGGACUCUCUGCAAGACAUCAAACAGAAAGUCCAGGAUAAGUAUAGAUACUGUGAGAGUCGACGGCGGGUGCUGCUGCAGCAUGUGCACGAGGGCUAUGAGAAGGACUUAUGGGAGUACAUAGAGGACUGAGGAGGAUUCCUUCUAAGCAUAAACUUUCUGCAAGGAAAUGAACCUUCAGCGGUUCAGAGCGCUGUGGUGGUUCGUCAUCACGACUCGGCUCUCGGCCAUCUCCACAGAUCCUCUCCAUCUCGCAUCCUCUUCUUCAUGGCUGUUCAUUUUUUGUUUGUUUUUAUUGAGAAUUUAAGUUAAUUUUAUUUUAAUAAAAAGAUAGACUAUUAAACCUCCCCAACCCCCCACCCCCAACGUCAGUAUUGCAGUUUGCGGCAGAGUUGAUUGUGAAACACGGCGAGGAAAUGUAUUCUUCCCUUCUACAGUAGUUUUUGUGGCAAAUUGACAAUAUGUUUUUAUUUUAUUAUAUUUAUCUAGUUCUUUUUCAAUAGUUUGUUAUGAAAUGAGCUUAAGCAGAACGUGUAGUUUGUGUUGGGAACGCUUGUAUGCGUGGCUUAAAGCUUUCUUCUUGUUCUCUUUAAUAAGAGAAAAGGGCCUUUAGGGAAGGAGACACAGACUUUGAGCUGUAAAUAAUACCGUAUGUGCAUGGAACGUGGCUAGGGACGCAUUUCUUUACGUUCUUCUUUUUUAAUUCUUAUUAUUUAUUCUUUACAGAUAUUCAAGAAUGUGUUUGAAACCCUGUGUGGCGGGGCACAUUUCAGCUUCAGUAAUGUAGGUUUAAUUUGUUUUUGGUUGCAUUUGAAUUCUAGAGGUGCAGAAAUCUAUGAAUGAAAAUGUGAUCUCGGACAGCAAACAGGAACCUUAACUGUGCGUCGUCUGAUGUAACGCGCUUGAUUGGUAACUCUGAGCCACGCCUAGGAGUCAAAUAGCAGCAGAGCUACUCUGAAGGUGAACAUAGAAAAAGAUCUUUUGACUCGUCCGCUGGAACACAACCUGUCGGCUAACCUUAAUCUGCUCACCUACCUGUACAUUUGUUAAUUAACAUUCAGACCCGCCCACCGCCCCUUUCCUAAAACAGCUGUGAUGUGGUGGGUAACACACUUCCCGCUGUUUCAUGAGAGCAAACCUGAGUGAUAUUCACUCAAAUUCAGAACAGUGCACGUUUCUACAGCUUUUACCAUGUUCUGUCUUUUCUCGUUAUUUUCUUUUUUCUUGUUAUUAAUGCACCUGCACCUUUUGAGUGUUUGGGGAAGCUGAAAGCAUGUUAAAAGCAAUGUUCUGACACUACACUCGCCAGCCAAGUGGUGACUGUUUAGAAUUGCUUCUUGCCAAAACUGAUUUAAAGCAAUACUUCAGUUUUUCAACCUAAACUGUGUCACGGUUUUAGCGUUUGGUUGAUUACCAUGCUCUCCAAACUUCAAAAUUUAUAUAAAAUGUGUGGAUGUAAAACAUUUUAUUUUAUUUCAAAUUUUUAUCCCUAAUUUACAAGGUCAAUUACCCAACCCACUCAUUAAAACAACCCUUAUCCCUACUGAUGCCCCAACACCAGGAGGGUGAAGACUAGCACAUGCCUCCUGCAAUACAUGUGAAGUCAGCCACUGCCUUGUUUCAAGCUGCUGUUGAUGCAGCAUUGUCGGGUAGCAUCACAAUGCUCUCGGAGGAAAGCGCAGCAAAAGUCUUGUUCUGAUCGACACCACCCUUUAGAGUGAUGUGGUGAGAGAGUGCCAUCUACCCAUCCAGAGAGAGCAAGGCCAAUUGUGCUCUCUCAGGGCUCCGGCAGCCAAUGGCAAGCUACAUGAACAGGAUUCGAACCAGCAAUCUCCCGAUCGUAGUGGCAGUGGCUUAGCCCGCUAAACCCCUGGCGCCCCACAAUAGAAGUCUAUGAAAGCUCAUGGGCAGUCACUUUAGAACUCAGUGGAAAUCUAUGCACAGUCAGUUGUCCUGGUUUCAAUGGAAUCCUGAUGAUCAAUUGUCAGUGGAAGCCUAUGAGUAGAAAAUGAUUGGUCGCCAUGAUCAACUGCUACUGAUUUAUUUCUAUCAGCACUUCUUCCUCUUUGUUCAAUCCUGGGGAAGUUUGGUUCAUGGUGAUGGACUGUAAGGUGCAGCCGUGAUUUCUUAUUAGGUUGAAAAUGCAGAGUUGUUUCUUUAAAUGAGAGAAAGCUUGUGUAGUGGCUGGAAGUUGGCCAGUUCUAAAACAAAGAAAUGCUAACAACACUAAUGUACAGGAAAACAGAUCACAUGGUCCGUUUGUACAACUAAAUCUGGUUUGGGUGCAGGACUGUCAGUGUUUUACUCUGUUUUUCAGAUGUUUUUUUUUUUUUUGUUUUUAUUUGUUAAAUUUCAUAAACACUGUUUUGAGUGCUUGGUAAUUCUCCCCAGUGCAUCAAACACCUGCGUCUGUAUCUGAACCUGAUUUGUGAGGUAGUUUGACAGCUUUUACUAACGGUCAUUGUUACACACAUGGCUUUGUUUGGAAAAUGUGUUGGCUGGAGUGUACAUAGUCAUGUGCUUCGUCCUGAAACCCCUCACCGGGAGAAUCCUGAAGGAUCCAGUGUUGGCUAUGCCGGGCGAUCUCUUCACCAAAGUGUGAAAUAAAAACUACGCGGCGAAUACUGACUCUGAUCAGAGACGUGUUCAUUUCCAGUGGCUUUCAUGUGUUAUAACCAUUCUUACAAACAAAAAAUGUCCUAUUUAAAUAAAUCUCAUUCAAAAACUA
Astyanax mexicanus (Mexican tetra) is the source of this 4382-nucleotide messenger RNA. It is a transcript of the gene arih1l, whose product is annotated as ariadne homolog, ubiquitin-conjugating enzyme E2 binding protein, 1 like. Gene Ontology annotation, cellular component: cytoplasm; ubiquitin ligase complex; nucleus. Gene Ontology annotation, biological process: positive regulation of proteasomal ubiquitin-dependent protein catabolic process; ubiquitin-dependent protein catabolic process; protein polyubiquitination. The coding region runs from base 182 to 1786 and encodes 534 amino acids. NCBI's taxonomy places the organism in Eukaryota, Metazoa, Chordata, Actinopteri, Characiformes, Acestrorhamphidae. The record is from RefSeq and is a predicted model, not a curated record. The transcript is spliced from 14 exons. Gene Ontology annotation, molecular function: ubiquitin protein ligase activity; ubiquitin conjugating enzyme binding; zinc ion binding.